Molecule: messenger RNA, 2540 nt
Organism: Saccoglossus kowalevskii
Lineage: Eukaryota; Metazoa; Hemichordata; Enteropneusta; Harrimaniidae
Product: actin-related protein 2/3 complex subunit 4
Biological process (GO): Arp2/3 complex-mediated actin nucleation; actin filament polymerization
Cellular component (GO): Arp2/3 protein complex; actin cytoskeleton
Molecular function (GO): actin filament binding
Source: RefSeq, a predicted model, not a curated record
GACUAGUAAAGAGUUACUUCUGACACCUGUAGUUGUUAGUCGUAAUGAGAAAGAAAAGGUUUUAAUAGAAGGCAGUGUCAAUUCACUGAGGAUAAGCAUUGCAGUCAAACAGGCUGAUGAGCUGGAGAAGAUUUUAUGCCAUAAAUUUAUGAGAUUCAUGAUGAUGAGGGCGGAAAACUUUUUUAUUUUGAGAAGAAAACCUGUUGAGGGCUACGACAUCAGCUUCUUGAUUACAAACUUCCACACAGAACAGAUGUACAAACACAAACUAGUAGACUUUGUUAUUCAUUUUAUGGAAGAAAUAGACAAAGAAAUCAGCGAGAUGAAGCUGUCUGUAAAUUCCAGAGCCCGUAUAUGCGCUGAGGAAUUCUUGAAAAAUUUUUGAAUAAAUGGGGACUGUAUAAAGCUGCCGUUUGAUGUCGACAAGGUCUGUACUCGGUAUUACACACAGAGAGACUGGAAUAUUUUCACAUCUAGGAUUAUUUUAGCUUGGUAGUAAGAGAAAAUGUUGAUUUUAUUUCUUCAAAUUGUGUACUCUCAAGCUCUUGAGCUUGUUCGUGUUUGUCUCUCAUAGAUAUCAAUUUUGACUGAGAGCCACCAUAUAGACGUGCCCAGUAACUAAAAUAAAAAAUGUUCUUAUAUCUUAAAGUUUGAAAAAAAAUUAUGUACCUUUAUCAUACGGCUACAGAGAUGAGUUACAAACAUUGAAUAUCAAUGGUACACUUGAACUUAUUCAUUUACAGUUUGGAAAUAUUGCAAUUUUCAAGUAUCAAAUAAUAAGUAUGUUUUUUUUAACCCUUAUUUUAUUUGCCUUAAGACUGGAUUAUAGCAUGAAAUUACAUCCUUUAUGGACCCCCCCCCCCAGAUGUCAUACAUCCUGGUGCUUGCAUGCCCCCCCCCCCUCCCCACAGAGGUCAUGAACCCUGUGUCAGUUGAGCAUGUUGUAAUAAUUUUCUUAUCUUGAAUAACAGUUCAAGGUUUGCAAAUGUGUAAUCUUUAAGUGUGGUAUAUUGUAUACUUUACAUUUGUAUUGCAAUCUUCUGAGCGCUUUUCUAAUACCUGCAAAACUGAAAAAAACAUGUACAAUUUUUAAAAUACACAUUCUGGGAAUACACAAGGCACAACAAACAUAAAACUCCCUGAGACCUGAAUACUAAGCACUCUUUUCACUGAUUUCUAGCAAUGUGUGUCUGUCUAGGAAUAUUAUGUAAUCAUCUCAUAAUUCUGCGACUUCAGGUGGAAUCUUGCACAUCACAACAGUUGCAAACCUGUAUCUCAUGAUUCUAUGUUGAUUUGAUUUUAUUCAGAGUUCACUGUCACUAUUUUAUCAAGUACAAAACAAUCUCCUAUUGUGCUAUACCUUUACAAACAGGUCGUGUUUAAUCUAUAUUCUUCACAUGAUUUAUUACGCACACAAUGAAGUCGCGCAUGAACAUAGUGUCCUUUACUUAUUCCCAGGGGAGCCGUUAAUUUUAAUUUGUUGAUGAUCUUUACAUUACUUUGUGGGGGUUUUCUAUGUGAAAUAAAAGUCUUCCUUUCAAGAAGUAAAAUUUCAAAUUAAUUGCUUGUUCUAGUUUGACUUAAUUUGUCACUAGCCUAUUUAGAUGGUUGGUUAAGGUUCGAAUAUCGUGGGUUGUAUGUUUUCAUAUAUUAGUUACUACAGUUCCAAUCCAUGUAAAUACUGGUAGAUUAAAAUAUACAUUUUAAAAACAAUAGUCUGUGUGAAAUGUGGAAAAAAUUGAAUAAUGUUUAUCACAUAUAUAUAGCAGUGUAACUUUCCAAUUUUACAAGCCCUGCUAAAAAGCUACCAGCAUGUGUUAAAUAUUAUUUUAAAAUACUUUUGAAAUAAUUGCAACAAACACUUUGCAGAUAAUGUGUAAUUUUAAAGUUUCUAUUUUAUGUUUUUGCAUUGUUUGUAUCAGUCAUCAGAGGCGAGAAUGGCCUUAUACCAAUAAUAGUAGUAUUCAGUAAAAAUGUUAUUGAAGCAGACCAUGAAAAAAUGUUACCAGACCACUCGGCAUGCAAGUUUUUUCAAUUUUUACCAGCUCGACAAAUGUAACCAUCAUUGGUGUACAGUAACUUCAUACAUUGCAUUCAGACAGUAGAAUGGAAGUAUCUCUGGUUACAACAUUUGAGGCAUUACUCAUUCUUGUUGCGUUCCUGGAAUAAGAUUACCGGAUGUUACUUGAAGACCAGGCUAGACACCUGACAGGAAACCUGUAAGACAUCAACAAACAAACUGAAGAAAAAGCACUACUGUAGAAUAUAGAGUAGUUCAUCUUAUUUACAUACAGACAUUUUAAUAUUGGCGUUUAUAUGUUAUGAUGUUAAAUGGUGGUAGUCAUGGCAAUGCAGCAGAUGUGGGUCCCAUAAAACCAUUGUUGGUUUACUUGGAACAUUUUUGAAUAUUCAUCAUCAGGUCCCUAUGGUGACUGCCACCUUUUAAUGAAAUGAACAUUAUGAUAAAUUAAUCUCUCACUUGUGCAAAAAAAUCACUUUUUAUGGAAACACAAAUUUGAAAUAAAUCAGAUUAUUCAUAA